AUGACAGAAAAAAAAUUCUGUAGUGUUGAUUUGAAGCUGCGAAAAGCUAUUCAAGCAAAAGCUAAACUGGAGCAAGACAGAUUGAGAAAACUGGAGGAGAAAAGGCAGAAAGAGGAAGAACGGAUGAAAAAUGCAGCAGAGAUUGCAGCAAAUAAGAGGAAAAUGGAAGAGACGGAGAGGAGAGAGCGUGAAGAAAAGCGGAAGAAGCGAUUGGAAAAAGCACAGAAGCAGCACAAGGAAGUUGAGGAGCGAUUUCGUGCAGAGAUGGAAGAAAAAGAACAGAGGCGCCAGGCUCUGAUUGAAUAUGAGCGCAAGAGGAAGGCAAUGGAAGAAGAGGCAAAGAAGCAGCGCCGUAUGGAGAGAGUAAAGGAAGUUGCUGAGCGCAGACGACAGAUAGAGGAGAAUGCAAAACAAAUGUGCAUCAAAUCUAACCAAUUUGCAUCCAAGGAUGCAAACUACAUGGAAGAAGUCCGACAGAAUAAUGAAACAACAUUAGAUACACAUGCUACAGAAGAGGCGCAGUCAAUAUUGGACAGUGAUGCUGAUAUUGAUUUUAAUAAUCAAUCAUCAUCAUCUUAUGAAAGUUCAGAGGAAGAGGCCAACUAUGAUGAUUUUGCUUUAGGGAAAAUCAUACCAUCAUGGACAAGGAAAGAGAAUCUGAUUCCACAAAUUAUUAGUCAACAAUAUAUCGAUCCUGAUGAAAUAUUUGCUGGUGCCAGAACUUUCAAUUUAAAUGAAGUUUUUGAUUCUGAUGGAUCAAACGGGACGAGAGAUUUCAAACGCCGUAGUUACAGUGGCGAAUGGUUUAAUGACGGUUUAACCGAGGAAGAAGAGUAUCUAUACAAGUUGCAGAUGGGAUACAUCUGA
Cryptomeria japonica (Japanese cedar) is the source of this 867-nucleotide messenger RNA. Its product is annotated as vicilin-like seed storage protein At2g18540. The transcript has 4 exons. Bases 1 to 867 code for a protein of 288 amino acids. The record is from RefSeq and is a predicted model, not a curated record. Lineage: Eukaryota; Viridiplantae; Streptophyta; Pinopsida; Cupressales; Cupressaceae.